Molecule: messenger RNA, 1708 nt
Organism: Eublepharis macularius
Lineage: Eukaryota; Metazoa; Chordata; Lepidosauria; Squamata; Eublepharidae
Gene: BDKRB2
Product: bradykinin receptor B2
Exons: 2
Coding region: 64-1191 (375 amino acids)
Biological process (GO): G protein-coupled receptor signaling pathway; vasoconstriction; immune response
Cellular component (GO): membrane
Molecular function (GO): bradykinin receptor activity
Source: RefSeq, a predicted model, not a curated record
CUGACUCGCCUUCUUCACAAACGACUGAACUAUUUGCUGGAAAGCGCUGAAGCAGCAAGCGUUAUGGCUGAAGGGAGUGCAGCCCUUGACAAUGUUACAGCCAUCUGGAAGUCUGUGAUGAAUCAGUCUGUUUGGCUCAAUGCAACACACAACAAUUCCUCCUGCCCCUGGCCAGAGAAUUGGCCGUGGCUUUUCACUAUCCAGCCAUUUAUCCUCUGGUUUCUUACAGCCUUGGGAAUAGUUGAGAACGUAUUUGUCCUCCUUGUCUUCUGCCUCCAUAAGAGCCGCUGCACAGUGGCUGAAAUUUAUUUGGCCAACUUGGCCAUGGCUGACCUCCUGUUGCUCUGCGGAUUACCUUUUUGGGCCAUUAAUAUAGCCAAUGGGUUUAAUUGGCCAUUUGGGACCUUCCUUUGCAAAGCCGUCAAUGCCAUCAGUCACAUGAACUUGUAUUCGAGCAUUUAUUUCUUGGUGAUGGUGAGUAUCGAUCGCUACCUGGCCUUGGUGAAAACGAUGACCCUGGGACGGAUGCGCCAGCCGCUGUGUGCCAAAUGGAACUGCCUCAUCAUUUGGAUUUCUGCUCUGUUCCUGUGCUCUCCUGCUCUGAUAUUCAGAACAGUAAAGUAUGUGCCUGAGCACAACUUCACAGCCUGCUAUCUGGAUUACCCGCCUCAUGGUCAGUGGCAAGUGAUUACCAACACUUUACUGAACACGGUUGGUUUUUUGAUGCCUCUCUGUGUAAUUACCUACUGUACAGUUCAAAUUAUCCGAGCCUUGCAAAACAAUAGCAUUCAAAAGUUCAGCGCUGUUCAGACAGAGAAGAGAGCCACCAUUCUGAUCCUCGCCGUUCUUCUCCUAUUUAUUAUCUGCUGGCUUCCUUUCCAGAUCACCACAGUCUUCGACACACUGUUUAAAGUCAAAGUCCUUUCUGGUUGUACUGCUCGAGAAGUCAUUGAAGUGGCUACUCAAAUCGCCACAUACUGCAGUUUCAGCAACAGUUGUCUUAACCCUAUAGUGUAUGUCAUUGUGGGGAAGCAUUUCCAAAAGAAAUCCAAGGAGGUCUACCAUCGCUUGUUCCUUAGGAGGCCUAGCCAAGCACCAUCAGUCCAGAUGGUGAGUUCCAUGGAUACCCUCAGAAGUUCUAUCUCAGUGGAAUGGCUACGGAAAAAAUCCAUUUUUUCUAUACCACGAUAGCACAACUUGUUCAUUUCCAUAGAAGAGACAAAUCCUUAAAUGAAGUAAUGGGUAACCUAUCAUUUCACCUCUAUUUAUAUGGUGCUGCCAAUCUGAACAGGAUGCAAUCAUUUGCCAAUGAAACCUUGGGGUAGCUACUGUAGUAAUGUUUGUGCAGGCCACGUGUUCUUGUCAAGUAAUAGAUGCCACUUUGAUUGAAUUAAUUUUUUACAGUUAUGUAUAGCUUUAGGGAGGAAUAUUCUUGGACAUUUUUAAUAUGAGCAUUACUAAAAUGCAGUCACUCCUAAAGAGAACUCAUUCUUGGGGCUUACACUGCUUUUCUUGGUACCUAAACUACACAAGACUGUAGAACACCAGAAUAUGUCUAUGUACAUAACCUGCAACACAAAGACCUUCUUCAGAUAUCAGUGAAGGGAAAUGUGUACAUAACUUAAUUCAGUGGAAUAUUGCAAUGGAACUGGUCCAGAUAGCAACCAUGCUUCUUAUUCCAGAUAGCAACCAUGCUCUCAACUCUGGC